CCCGGCGGGCGCCGCUCGUGCUCACCGCACUCCUCUGGUUCGGCGGUGCUCUCACCGGCGCUCUCACCAGCGCACAAGAUGCAGCAAUGUUCCAAGGGCUUCAGAAAGAAGAGAGAAGCAUAGACAGCCUCAUCUCUCAGAUUCUCCAGCUUCAACAAGCGCAGCCGGUCGGUCACCAGCUCACCCUGAUUGGUCCGGAGGCCACCUCGGCUCGUGCAGCACAACAGUCCGACAGUCCCAAACCAGGGGAUGCUGCAACACAGUCGCCCGCCUCUCAGCGACGAGGAGGCGCAAACACCGUGCUGGGCCCCAGUCCCAACGCUGGGAACCCAGGUCGAGAGGAGGCCAUGAUGAAGAGAGCCCCGCCUGACAGCACUGCAGCAGAGGCGCCUCAAGCUGAGGCACAUACAGGCACUGACCCCAGCAAGGACAACAUGUCCGACAUCUACUUCAUCUUAACCGUCGUUGGCGUGUGCACCUCGGUGGUUUGUAUGACCAUUCUGGGAGGACUUUGCUACCGCUACAUGCAGCGGGGUCGGAGCCGGGCCUCCUCGGAGGGAGACGGGCCCUCGUACGGGGUCACCGGCCCCCACCAUGACGUCAGCCCCUCCGGCGACCGCAAGCUGGCCCAGUCCGCCCAGCUCUACCACUACCAGCACCAGAAGCAGCAGAUGAUGGCCAUUGAAGAGGGGCGUGCGAUGGGCAGUCGCCAAGGCUCGCCGUCGGAUGAGGACUCGGACGACGAGCAGGAGCACACCGUGUACGAAUGUCCUGGACUAGCACCGAGUGGAGAGAUGGAGGUGAAGAAUCCUCUGUUCAGCGAGGACCAGACCUCGAGUCAGUCUGGGCCCGACACCAGCGACCCGUGAGCGGAGCACAUGGACACGGCGGGCGGGCGGUGGGCCGGCGCCAGAAGCGGGAGGGUCCGGUGCUGCAGGCGGCUGAUGUCGCGUGUAACGUUAAGAUUAUUCGUUGCCGGUGGCUGGCCACGCAGGCAUGAGCGUGUUACGGUGAUGAGCCAUGCUUUAAAUGGGGCAAGGUUGUCUUGGUGAGGUUAUUGUCCGAGCCGAAACACUGCGCACAUUCCCUUAAAUGUUGGUGCCAAUGUUGUAAGAAUUUUAUGGUAUCGUUGUCGUUGUUGUACCUUUUCGUAAGAUGAUGACCGACGUACAUGUUUUUCAUUUCUGCUGCACAUACCUACGCAGCAGAUUGAAAACAGCGCGAAAUGCAAAUGGCACGAGGAAAACUUCAUACUUUUUGGCAAAGGUAUGGGGCAUAUAGGUUUUUCAUAGUUUUUUUUCUACAUGUGCGUCGAAAAUGGCAUGCCACAUUUUAGGCUAAACUAUGCUUGCGCAUGCAUGCGUCUAAACUGGGCAUCUCCAGUUCUAGCUGCAAAACCAGUCUUAAAUUAACCCACGAGGCCUGACAUUUUUUAUUCAAAAAGUGAUUCUUGCGAGAGAGAAAAAAAACAACUCCAGGCGACUCGAUGACGACUCGCUGUAAAGAUUUGAGUGGGCUUUACCGAGCUCGGUCGUACUAUUGUAAUCAGCAGUAUUUGUACAAAGCGCUGUGACAGCUCGUGUUGAAGUCUGUUGUACCGAAAUCUAGCAAAAUUACACGACACAUUCUAGUACUGUCCAUUUCAUUCAGAAUGGACCGAGGCCUCGGCGUGCGACACUAAUUUCACGGUGUUCUGUUGUGCUUAAGCCAAGGCGUGGCCAAUUACAGCGCAUCAAAGGGAAAGUCGUAUUCCCGGUCCGUGUCUGAAUGUCGGCCGACGCGCUGUAUGAUGGCGAGUGUUGCUUCACGCGAGACGACCAUGUGGAAACUUUUCCAGAAUUGUAGCGAAGAUGAGAUGCUUUUAUAAUGAUUUUGGGGCUCCAGGAGCGCCGCCUAGUGUAUCGACAGACAUAAUUAGCCAUUCGCUUUCAUCGCUGAAGACAUUUAUGACAGCCUCUUGAUGUGAAACUACAGUUUAAUGUUGAGUCCUCGUUAGUUUUGUUUUCACAAGGACAAAUAUAUGCAAACAUUUC
This is a messenger RNA of Pollicipes pollicipes, 2033 nucleotides long. RefSeq names its product neural proliferation differentiation and control protein 1. NCBI's taxonomy places the organism in Eukaryota, Metazoa, Arthropoda, Thecostraca, Pollicipedomorpha, Pollicipedidae. Gene Ontology annotation, cellular component: membrane. The record is from RefSeq and is a predicted model, not a curated record. Bases 87 to 869 code for a protein of 260 amino acids. The transcript is spliced from 8 exons.